Momordica charantia (bitter melon) is the source of this 890-nucleotide messenger RNA. It is a transcript of the gene GER1, whose product is annotated as germin-like protein 1. Gene Ontology annotation, molecular function: manganese ion binding. NCBI's taxonomy places the organism in Eukaryota, Viridiplantae, Streptophyta, Magnoliopsida, Cucurbitales, Cucurbitaceae. The record is from RefSeq and is a predicted model, not a curated record.
UGAAACUCAUCAAGAAACUACACCAUUCCCAAAAAGGAAACCACUGUAACCAAACUCACUCUCCCAAAAAUGCUUCACGCCCUCUUCAUCAUUUCCCUCCUCUUCUCUCUUUCCAAUGCAGCAGUUCAAGACUUCUGCGUUGGCGAUCUGAAAGGUCCACAGGGGCCAGCAGGCUACUCCUGCAAGAGCGCCGAUAAGGUGAUAGUAGACGACUUUGUGUUUUCAGGCUUACGAGCUGCUGGAAACAUAUCGAGUCUAAUCAAAGCUGCUGUCACCCCAGCAUUUGUGGAGCAGUACCCAGGUGUGAAUGGCCUCGGUCUCUCGGCUGCUCGGUUAGACUUGGCUCCUGGAGGAGUUGUACCACUUCACACGCACCCAGGAGCUUCAGAAUUGCUGAUUGUGACACAGGGUAUCGUUGAGGCUGGUUUUAUCUCUUCCGCUAAUGCUGUCUACGUGAAGACUCUGAAGAAGGGAGACCUCAUGGUUUUCCCACAAGGAUUGCUGCAUUUUCAGAUUAAUGCCGGUGGGGUGACUGCCGUUGCUUUUCCUGUAUUUAGUAGCCCAAGCCCUGGCCUCCAAAUCACCGACUUUGCACUAUUUGCCAACGACUUGAGCACGGACUUGGUGGUGAAGACAACUUUCCUCGACCCGGAUCAAGUGAAAAAGCUUAAGGCUGUUCUUGGCGGGAGUGGUUAGAAUUGGCCAACGAUGCGCUUGCUUUACUCAUCCUGCAUUUCCAAGUAAACAAAAUGGAUUCAUGUUUAUUUUUCCGUUGCUAUCAUUUUAAAUUCGAUUUGACUAGCAGUGUCUCCCCUUCCCCCCACCACCAAUUCUAGUGUUCAUGGGCUUGAUUUGCUUUUGAGAAGAUAAAAAGUAUUCAGUUUCUUGCA